Molecule: messenger RNA, 3018 nt
Organism: Diceros bicornis minor
Lineage: Eukaryota; Metazoa; Chordata; Mammalia; Perissodactyla; Rhinocerotidae
Gene: DVL2
Product: dishevelled segment polarity protein 2
Exons: 15
Coding region: 219-2429 (736 amino acids)
Biological process (GO): canonical Wnt signaling pathway; intracellular signal transduction
Cellular component (GO): cytosol
Molecular function (GO): frizzled binding
Source: RefSeq, a predicted model, not a curated record
GCGGUGGCGCGCGGCGGCGGCUGAGUCCGAGGCUUUGGGUCGCACCCCUUGGCCGCCCUCUCCUAUCCCCUCGACCGCCGCCUUCUCUCUUGCACCGCUCUUGCACGGGGUCGGUCCUGUACGCGCUCGCGCGUCGGUUUUCGGGUGUGCGCAGGCGCGGCGGGAGCGAUUAGCCCGCUUGGGUGGGCGGCGGAGCCCGGGAGCGCGCGGGCGAGACCAUGGCGGGCAGCGGCGCGGGGGGCGGUGGUGUCGGGGAGACGAAGGUGAUUUACCACCUGGAUGAAGAGGAGACUCCCUACCUGGUGAAGAUCCCUGUCCCCGCCGAGCGCAUCACUCUCGGCGAUUUCAAGAGCGUCUUGCAGCGGCCCGCGGGCGCUAAGUACUUUUUCAAGUCUAUGGAUCAGGAUUUCGGGGUGGUGAAGGAAGAAAUUUCAGAUGACAAUGCCCGCCUUCCCUGCUUCAACGGACGGGUGGUGUCCUGGCUAGUGUCAUCAGAUAACCCCCAACCCGAGAUGGCUCCCCCAGCCCAUGAGCCUCGGACAGAACUGGCGCCUCCACCCCCACCAUUACCCACUUUGCCACCGGAGAGGACCAGUGGCAUAGGGGACUCCAGGCCUCCAUCCUUCCACCCUAAUGUGUCCAGCAGCCGGGAAAAUUUGGAGCCCGAGACAGAAACGGAGUCAGUAGUGUCUCUGAGGCGGGAACGGCCUCGCAGGAGAGACAGCAGUGAGCAUGGCGCUGGGGGCCACAGGCCCAGCGGCCCCUCGAGACUGGAGCGCCACCUGGCUGGGUAUGAGAGCUCCUCAACCCUCAUGACCAGCGAGCUGGAGAGCACCAGCCUGGGGGACUCGGAUGAGGACGACACCAUGAGCAGGUUCAGCAGCUCCACGGAGCAGAGCAGUGCCUCCCGCCUCCUCAAGCGCCACCGGCGGCGGAGGAAACAGCGGCCACCCCGCCUGGAGAGGACCUCAUCCUUCAGCAGCGUCACCGAUUCCACCAUGUCUCUCAACAUCAUCACAGUCACACUCAACAUGGAGAAGUACAACUUCCUGGGCAUCUCCAUUGUGGGCCAAAGCAAUGAGCGGGGAGACGGUGGCAUCUACAUCGGCUCCAUCAUGAAGGGUGGGGCCGUGGCGGCUGAUGGGCGCAUCGAGCCGGGGGACAUGCUUUUGCAGGUGAAUGACAUGAACUUUGAGAACAUGAGCAAUGAUGAUGCGGUGCGGGUGCUGAGGGACAUUGUGCACAAGCCGGGCCCCAUCGUGCUGACUGUGGCCAAGUGCUGGGAUCCCUCUCCCCAGGCCUAUUUCACCCUCCCCCGAAAUGAGCCCAUCCAGCCAAUUGACCCUGCUGCCUGGGUCUCACACUCCGCUGCACUGACUGGUACCUUUCCAGCCUAUCCAGGUUCCUCAUCCAUGAGCACCAUUACAUCUGGGUCCUCUCUGCCUGAUGGCUGUGAAGGCCGGGGUCUCUCCAUCCAUACAGACAUGGCAUCUGUGACCAAGGCCAUGGCUGCUCCAGAGUCUGGGCUGGAAGUUCGGGACCGCAUGUGGCUCAAGAUCACCAUCCCUAAUGCCUUUCUGGGCUCAGAUGUGGUUGACUGGCUCUACCAUCACGUGGAGGGCUUUCCUGAGCGGCGGGAGGCCCGCAAGUAUGCCAGCGGGCUCCUCAAAGCAGGCCUUAUCCGACACACCGUAAACAAGAUCACCUUCUCUGAGCAGUGCUAUUAUGUCUUUGGAGACCUCAGUGGCGGCUGUGAGAGUUACCUAGUUAACUUGUCUCUGAAUGACAAUGAUGGCUCCAGUGGGGCUUCAGACCAGGACACCUUGGCUCCUCUGCCUGGGGCCACCCCCUGGCCCCUGCUGCCCACCUUCUCCUACCAGUACCCAGCCCCACACCCAUACAGCCCCCAGCCGCCCCCUUACCAUGAGCUCUCGUCCUACGCCUAUGGUGGAGGCAGUGCUAGCAGCCAGCACAGUGAGGGGAGCCGGAGCAGUGGGUCGACACGCAGCGAUGGGGGGGCAGGGCGCACAGGGAGGUCUGAGGAGCGGGCCCCCGAGUCCAAGUCCGGCAGUGGCAGUGAGUCUGAGCCUUCUAGCCGGGGGGGCAGCCUUCGGCGGGGCGGGGAAUCUGGUGGGAGUGGUGAUGGGGGUCCUCCCCCAUCCAGGGGCUCAUCAGGGGGUGCUCCCAAUCUCCGAGCCCACCCAGGGCUCCAUCCCUAUGGACCACCCCCUGGCAUGACGCUCCCUUAUAACCCCAUGAUGGUGGUCAUGAUGCCCCCACCCCCACCCCCUGUCCCUCCAGCAGUACAGCCCCCGGGGGCCCCUCCAGUCAGAGACCUGGGCUCGGUGCCCCCAGAGCUAACAGCCAGCCGCCAAAGCUUCCACAUGGCUAUGGGCAACCCCAGCGAGUUCUUCGUGGAUGUUAUGUAGAGCCCACAGGGGGUCGUGUUGGAUCUUCACCCUUGGCCUGUCCUGUCAGGGCUUGGUGCUCCUAUCCUGUGAUUGGGUGUCAUCAGUCAUACACUCAUUACUCCUCUGGUGCCUGGGCUCAGCCUGUGCUGUGGGCUGCUGCCUGUUGUGAGGUUGUUGCCACUGUGACUCUUACCAGCAGUGCCUAGUUCCUCCCCCUUCCUUCAGGGGUGUACAAGGGACUUUUGGUUAUUUUUAGCUUUAUUGUUUUUUGUAAGCCUUUUUGGGGGUUAAAAUAGACUUUAUUACACUUUUUGGACUAUUUUUUUAGUAGACAUUUUCUCUUUUAUAUGAAGAAUUCUCCAUCUCCCAGGCCCCUUCUCACCCCAAAAUGUGACCUCCUCCUCCAUUCGCCCAGUUGGCUCGGGGCUCUGUCCUCACAGGGCGGGGGUGGUCAGUGGUACCUGGGAGGAAGAAGGGGUUGGCCACCCUAGACAGCAGUCAAAGGAGCUGGGGUAUUUGGUAUUUGGGGGCCAUGUAGCUGCUUCUGUUACUCUAUUUAUUUUAGUCACUUGUAUAAAACACCAAAUAAAGCAAUAGGGGCAAACUC